Messenger RNA from Capra hircus (goat), 422 nucleotides. Its product is annotated as small integral membrane protein 15-like. The transcript has a single exon. The record is from RefSeq and is a predicted model, not a curated record. Bases 147 to 371 code for a protein of 74 amino acids. Lineage: Eukaryota; Metazoa; Chordata; Mammalia; Artiodactyla; Bovidae.
UAUACAGAAUUCAAGCCGCCUCCCAGAACUGUAUUGGUAGAGUUAAGGAAAAAGACAGCCAACCAAAGGUCAUCUGAAAUUGUGACUGGCUGCUAAUCCCAGGACGAAAUUAUAGAUCACUACUCAAGCAUAAGGCCCCCACAGAGAUGUUUCAUUUAAAGGCUCGGGCUGAGUAUGUUGUGGAAUGGGCUGCAAAGGACCCAAAUGGCUUCCUUACAACAGUUAUUUUGGCUCUGACUCCACUGUUUCUAGCAAGUGCUGUGCCGCCUUGGAAAUUGGCCAGGAUGAUUGAGGCCAGGGAAAAGGAGCAAAAGAAGAAGCAAAAACGUCAAGAAAAUAUUGCAAAAGCUAAACGACUGAAAAAGGAUUGAAGGAAUGUACAGGCUGUGUGUCCAGAGGAAAAUUGUUCGGAAAAUUAUCCA